CUAAGUUAAAUUUUUAACCAAAAGCAGCACACAAAACGUGGUUUUGAAAGAAAAGAUGGAAUAGCGUUUUAGCUCCAAAACAAACAAGCGUAUCACACAAGGAAUACCAAGAGUCCAAAACUUCAAACAACAUACAAACAGAACCACCGAGUAACGUAAAACUCUCAAUCUCUCACCGUCCAUCACAUGCCAAAUUCGUUACAUCAACAAACAACCAAUCAAAACCCAUCAUUCCCCCACUCACACGCUACACGCGACGCACAGAAUCACUCCCCUCCACCUUCUUCAAGAAAACGAACACAACGCUAUUGCCAUUGCUAUUAUUCAGUACUAUCACACUCUCUUCACCAAAAUUGUGCAUUGCUUUCACUCUCAAUCUCUCAGAUUCAUCUUCUUUAGGUCUUGCAUCGUCAACAAUGGAGUCAGAAGUUAAUAUGUUACAAUCUAAACGCUCAGCUCCUAACGGUAUUUCUCCUCAGGGACGUAAAAGACUGAAAUUAUCUAGUGAAAGCUUUCCAUACUCAUCACAUGAUAAAGCCAUACCAGAGGCACCAAAUAACUCACCACAUGUCGAAGACCCUCUAAAGUGCUUAGAAACUGGAAGAUUUGGAAGUGUCACAAAGGACAUCGAGGCCCUUAUAACCCGAAAAAUGCAAGUGCUGGGCCCUUUCUUUGCAAGAUUUCCCAAACUUGUAACUCAAGAAUUGAAAGUAGCAGUGGAUCGCGAUGAAGAAAUUGAUAAGUUGGAAAACAAAAAAGGUAUCGUUAUGUCACAAGAAAAGGUCAUAGAUUUGAAAGAAGAGCACAUUAAAAAGGAUGCUACUGCAGCACAGCAUGUUGUGAUUAUUGAUUCGGAUGAGGAAGAUGAUAGAAAUGUUAAAUCUUCACUUCCAUUUAAUGAAGCAGUGUUGCUGAAAUCACUUCAUUCUCCUGCAUUGAAGAUGACGACUGGGUGUCAUGCUCCCAUUGCUUACGAUGGAGAAAGUGAAGAUCUAAAAUUUGUUCCAGCUUUGGCUGCUAAAGAUAAGACUCAGACAGAUAAAGGUGUUUAUGUUGGUGUACAAGAGGAAGAAGAUCAUGAGCACACUAAGAAAGAUGCUUCUGCAGCACAGCCUGUUGUAAUUAUUGAUUCGGAUGAGGAAGAUAAUAGAGAUAAAAAAUCUUCUCUUCCAUUUAAUGAAGUAAUGUUGCCGAAAUCACUCCAUUCUCCUGCAUUGAAAAUGAUUGGGCAUCCUGCUCCCAUUGCUUACCAUGGAGAAAGUGAAGAUCUAAAAUUUGAGGCAACUCUGGCUGCUAAAGAUAACACUCAGAGAGAUAAAGGUGUUUAUGUUGGUGUACAGGAGAAAGAAGAUCAUGAGGUUGAUAAUGAAGAUGAUGGGCUAGAAGAUAUUUGGAGGGAAAUGUCAAUGGCAGUAGAAUGUUCUAAAGAUGUUUCUGUGAAUCCUCCGCCUGAGGAAGAAGUUGAAAAAGAUGCCGACUGCGAUCAUUCUUUUGUUUUGAAAGAUGAUCUUGGUUAUGUUUGUCGCGUCUGUGGGGUCAUUGACAGAGGAAUUGAAACCAUAUUUGAGUUCCAGUACAAGGUUAAAAGGAGCACAAGAACUUACAUGGCUGAUUCCUGGAAUGGUAAAGCAAAAACUGAUGCAUAUGGAAUUAAGAUUGCUGAAGAUGACAUCACCUUAUCUGAAAUCUCAGCACAUCCUAGGCAUAUGAAACAAAUGAAGUCUCACCAAAUUGAAGGAUUCAAUUUUCUGGUCAGAAACCUCGUAGGUGACAAUCCCGGGGGGUGCAUCUUGGCCCAUGCUCCAGGAUCUGGGAAGACAUUCAUGAUAAUCAGUUUCAUGCAAAGUUUUCUUGGAAAGUACCCAAAUGCUAGACCUCUAGUGGUGCUUCCCAAGGGUAUUCUAUCUACUUGGAAAAAGGAGUUUCAGACAUGGCAAGUGGAGGACAUACCACUUUAUGAUUUUUACUCUGCGAAGGCAGACAGUAGAUCUCAGCAGUUGGAAGUUUUGAAACAAUGGGUAGAACGGAAGAGCAUCCUUUUCUUGGGGUACACGCAGUUCUCUUCAAUAAUGUGUGAUACUAGUACUAGCACCUCAUCGGUAUCUUGCCAGGAAAUAUUACUUCAGCAACCUUCAAUUCUCAUUUUAGAUGAAGGACAUAAUCCACGGAAUGAAGAUACCUAUAUAGUGCAGUCGCUUGCAAGGGUGCAGACGCCUAGAAAAGUCGUACUGUCAGGAACCUUGUAUCAGAACCAUGUGAAAGAGGUAUUUAAUAUCUUGAACCUGGUACGGCCAAAGUUUAUGAAGAUGGAAAGAUCAAGGCUCAUUGAAAAGCGCAUUCAUAGCAGAGUAAAUAUAUCUAGCAAGAAAAAUUUCUUUGAUUUGGUUGAGGAUACUUUGCAGAAGGACCCAGAUUUUACAAGGAAGAUUUCUGUUAUAAAAGAUUUGCGUGAAAUGACAAGCAAGGUGCUUCACUAUUACAAAGGAGAUUUUCUUGAUGAGCUUCCUGGUCUGGUUGAUUAUACUGUUCUUCUUAACCUUACCCCAAAGCAGAAGCAUGAAAAGGAGAAAUUAAAGAACACAUCUGGAUUUGGAAAGUUCAAGAAAUCUUUUGUGGGAAGUGCGCUGUAUCUUCACCCUAGAUUGAAGCCUGUCGCGGAAAAAAAAAGUGGUGAAAACUGUGUAUCUGAUCAAAUGGUGGAUGAUCUGAUAGAGAAAUUGGAUGUGAAAGAUGGGGUGAAGUCAAAAUUCUUCCUGAACAUUCUAAACUUGUGUGAAUCAUCUGGGGAGAAGCUUCUGGUGUUCAGCCAAUAUCUCUUACCAAUGAGAUUUUUAGAGAGGUUAGUUAUGAAAAGGAAAGGUUGGAGUGUUGGGAAAGAAAUCUUCGAAAUCUCAGGGGAUUCUAGCUCUGAGCAAAGGGAGUUGUCCAUGUACAAAUUCAACAAUUCACCUGAUGCCAAAGUCUUAUUUGGCUCAAUCAAGGCUUGUGGAGAGGGCAUAUCCUUGGUUGGGGCAUCCCGAGUACUUGUUUUGGAUGUUCAUCUGAACCCAUCAGUUACUCGUCAAGCUAUUGGCCGUGCAUUCCGACCAGGGCAGACAAAGAAGGUCUUUGUGUAUCGAUUGAUAGCUGCUGAUUCUCACGAAGAGGAUGAUCACCUGACUUGUUUCAAGAAGGAAUCAAUUUCUAAGAUGUGGUUUGAAUGGAAUGAGUAUUGUGGUGAUCAAGCUUUCAAGGUUGAGAACGUCAGUGUGAAAGAAUGUGGUGAUCUGUUCCUUGAGAGUUCGAUGUUAGGAGAAGACGUACAAGCUCUAUAUAAAAGGUAGAUUGUGGCUUGCAGUGGACAUCAGAAAUGUACAGGGUAGACUGGUGGCAUUUAUGGUGCACAUUUUUAUCAUCGUACCGUAUUUUGAUACUUCAGAGAGUGGCCUAAUUUACUUAGUUGUCUUUGCUCUUUGUACUCAUGUGAUCCAUCUUCCUCACUCAUGAGUGAGGGGAAGCUGUACAGAGCAUUAACUUUUCUUAACUUGUUAGUAUUGCAGUAAUCCCGUAGUCCUCACUCUUUGGUUAAUGGAUUUUGGUUGCAAUUAAUUAUAUGUGCAGAUGUGCUUGACUGCUUGUUCAUAAAGCCAUAUACUCAUGUUAUUUUUUAAUUUUGCUGGUUUGCAAUGGAGUGGAGGAACUGCUGUUGUUUUAAUUACUGCCAACAAGUCUGAUAUAUAUAGCUGAUAUAGGUAUA
This is a messenger RNA of Lotus japonicus, 3736 nucleotides long. Its product is annotated as protein CHROMATIN REMODELING 35-like. Bases 417 to 3323 code for a protein of 968 amino acids. The transcript is spliced from 9 exons. NCBI's taxonomy places the organism in Eukaryota, Viridiplantae, Streptophyta, Magnoliopsida, Fabales, Fabaceae. Gene Ontology annotation, molecular function: ATP binding; ATP-dependent chromatin remodeler activity. Gene Ontology annotation, biological process: gene silencing by siRNA-directed DNA methylation. The record is from RefSeq and is a predicted model, not a curated record.